Anneissia japonica is the source of this 2144-nucleotide messenger RNA. RefSeq names its product paired mesoderm homeobox protein 2B-like. The record is from RefSeq and is a predicted model, not a curated record. Gene Ontology annotation, biological process: regulation of transcription by RNA polymerase II. The coding region runs from base 370 to 1314 and encodes 314 amino acids. Gene Ontology annotation, molecular function: RNA polymerase II transcription regulatory region sequence-specific DNA binding; DNA-binding transcription factor activity, RNA polymerase II-specific. NCBI's taxonomy places the organism in Eukaryota, Metazoa, Echinodermata, Crinoidea, Comatulida, Comatulidae. The transcript has 4 exons.
AGUGGUGUUACCAAUAUCUGCAAGGGGUCUCGAGAAACGCUGACGCUACCUUCAAUUCUUUCGCUGUUAAUUUCUUUAAUUUUCUAUCUCUAAAAAACUGUAAAUUCACGUUUUCUGGAAGAAAUUUUCAUAAUUUGUUUAUAUUCUCUCAAAUUAUCACAUCGGAAAUCGUUUUGGACAUUAAUGAUAUUCCAGCGAUAACUUAAUUGAUAAAUGCGAUUGUAAAUUUAACUAAAUUAGGAAACUUGAUUAGUCAAACACACAUUCGCCGUUCCAAAUAAAAUUAAAGAGUAAAUUGUCGAUAGGAUCAAUUUCGGCAAUUUUGUUAAAUAAUUUUGGUUGCAAACAGUGUAACAAAAACCCACAUCGAUGAUGGAUUAUUCGUAUCUCGGGCAAAAUGCAUACGAUUCUUGUUUAGGAGGGAUGGACGGCGCGAGUCUAGGAAUUCAAACAACCUAUGGUGAUUUUAGCCCUGUCUCGAUGACCCAGGCCAGCCAGGGGUACUACGGUAGCAUCAGGUCCCCCAUGAGCUAUGGCAACAGCAACACCGGGAUGGCCCCCACUUGCAACAUCGCCAGUGUAAUGGAUCACCACCCACAGGCAGCGUCACAAUGCACUCCGUACGGAACAGGAAUGCCAUAUAUGCAUCGAAUUCUUCAUGAUACCAGUUCAACCAACUCGUUGCACGAGAAACGAAAACAACGACGCAUUCGCACUACAUUCACGAGCGGGCAACUCAAAGAACUGGAGAAAGCGUUUCAAGAAACGCAUUACCCUGACAUCUACAAACGCGAGGAGCUCGCACUUAAAACAGAUCUCACUGAAGCAAGAGUACAGGUUUGGUUUCAAAACAGACGUGCAAAAUUCAGGAAGAGCGAACGAGCUGCAAACGCAACUAAACAGCCACAGACCAGUUCAGGGAAUAAUAGCAGCAACAACUCCAGCGGUAAUAACAACGGCAGCAGUGCCAACAGCAACUCCACCAACACCGCAACUGAUUCGGUAACUUCAAACAACUCAGCAAACACUAAGAAAGAUAAGAUCAAAGAGGAACCAAUCAUACCGGUCAGCAACACCUCAAGUUUGAUAACAGCCGUUACCAAUACGGACAGAAUAAGCCCAACUAUCGUAGCAACGACGAGCCCAGUGACACCAGCAGCAAACUGGACGCCAGUCACCAACACAACUACCUCUCUCCGAGGACCGUACUCGAGUAUUUUUCCCGGAAUGAACGAAGAACGUCGCCAAGCAAUCAAACAAACUCACAUCAAACACGAUCCAAAUUCAAACAGCUUGUUUUCCCUUCACUAUUAGUACUAUUUACUUUUAACAAGAAAAUUUGCCAUAUAAACUCCACUCGCUCUCAUUCGGAUCCAGGAUUUAAUGUUAUUGGUCCUCUCUUGACGUGAGUGUGGUUGAUAAACUAAUUUUCAGAGGGGAGGGGCAAGGCAUUAAAUUAAAAAAAUUCAAUUUAGGUCAAAUUACUAAGCUAGUAUUUCAGUCAAAAAACACAUGCAUAUUGGUAAAAUGUUACCGCCUCUGGUUAUCAACGGAUAUUUUUACGAUUUAAAGAUGGGCGAAGCAUUUUCAUAACAUAAUUAUUUGUAAAUAAUUAUAUUAUUUAUUAGUAAGUACUGUAUAAAAUAAUAAUGUAUUAGGCAAAUCUAAAUAGCUUUAAUGUUUAAAAUCUUCCGGACAUUUCAUUAUUGUUAGAAUAGGGCUUUAUAUUAAGUGAAACUUUACCGUAAUAUUUCAUUUUAAUAAAAUUCUUAGUGUUUAUUGUAUGUUGAUUAAAUGAAAACCAGCAAAGAAAAUAAUUUGUUCACUAACGGGAAUUUACAAACAUUAUCCGUGACUUUUAACCAUUCCAGGAAAUGUGAUAAAAAUGUGACUUAUAUUACGUGAUACAGUAUACUCCAUUCAACCAGAGAGUCAUGCAAGUUUAGAUUUCCAGUUUGAACUAAGGAUGUUACAUCCUACGUAGUGUAAUCUGAAACAGGAGUUGUAAUGUCCAAAUGAAUAAUUUACCACUAAACUUUUUUAAAUUAUUGUUAUACUAUGUAAUGUAUGUAAUAGAAAAUGUAAUGUAUUUUAAACUUUAAUUUAAUCAUUUGUACCAUGUGUAAUAAAUUGUUUAUUUCAAA